AUGAGGGUGGCACUCCGCACCCCACUACGGGCUCUCGGUUUUGACCCGGCGCCCGUCGUUCGAUAUACCUCAGGUUCUGCUCCCAAGGGGAUUGCGCGCCAGGACACACGCGCAUUAUCCAGUGCAUGGACAUCUGGAUUGUCUCGACCGAAUGUCACGAAUUUUUUUCCGCGCGACUCCCGAGCGCCCUUUUCUACGAAGACAUUUCGUUUGUCUGGAUCGCAAGAGACAGCUAGCGGACAGGGGGAAAAGAAGCAGUCUGAUGCUGGCCAAUCUGGAAAAAGGUGGAUUAAGUAUGGAAUAAUUGGAGGAGUCAUCGCCAUUGGGGCUGUUACGUUUUCCGAGGAUGCUCGACACAUCUACCGCGCUGCAGAGCGUACGGGGAGAGUCGUUGGCACGCUGGCAGUUUGUAUCAAUGACUACCGAGUGACUCUUAAACAAGAAACCGCGACGCCCGAAGAACGAAGCGAGGUGAUUCGCGCCUGCCACAAGCGUUGUGCUGAGCGGACACUGCGUGUGCUGGAAAAGAACGGAUCGAUCUUCAUCAAACUGGGACAACAUCUGAGUAGCAUGGGCUACUUGCUUCCGCUUGAGUGGACGACGACAUUCGUCCCACUUCAGGACAAGUGCCCCGUUUCGUCAAUCGAGUCGAUCGAGGAAAUGUUUGUUGCGGAUACUGGAAAACGGAUCGAUGAGCUCUUUGAAACGUUUGAACCUACCCCGAUUGGUGCUGCGUCGCUGGCGCAGGUACAUAUUGGGACUUUGAAGGGAACUGGCCAGAAAGUUGCGGUUAAGGUGCAACAUCCCGCGUUGGCGGAAUGGGCGCCACUUGACCUGGCUCUGACAAGAAUGACGUUCUCAACAUUGAAGAAGUUCUUUCCGGAGUACGAUUUGGAAUGGCUUUCAAAAGAAAUGGAUCUGUCGUUGCCGCAGGAAUUGGACUUCCGCAUGGAGGCAGAAAAUGCUAACAGAGCGAGCGAAUACUUCAAGAAACACUCAGAUGCUCCUUUGGUAAUUCCAGAAGUUGUUUCGGCCCGGAAACGUAUCCUCGUGAUGGAGUUCUUGACGGGUGCGCGACCUGAUGACCUGGAAUUUCUAGAUGCCAACCAUAUCGACCGGGACGAGGUUUCGGCGGCACUUGCUCAUAUCUUCAACGAGAUGAUCUUCGGCGACGAUGCCCCCUUGCACUGCGACCCCCACGGCGGGAAUAUCGCCAUCCGCAAGAACCCCAACCGAAAGCAUCAAAACUUCGACAUUAUCCUCUAUGACCAUGGCCUGUAUCGUGAUAUUGCUCGUGAAACGCGCCGCAACUAUGCUAAACUUUGGCUCUCGGUUAUUGAAGCGGACGAGCCUGGUAUGCGAGAGUACUCGCGCCAGGUAGCUGGUGUCACAGAUGAGCAGUUCCCUCUCUUCGCAAGCGCAAUCACUGGCAGAGACUACACCGUCUUGACAAAACGAAGCAUCACUUCAACCCGCACCGAAUCGGAGAAGGAGAAUAUCUCUGGCGCUCUCGGUGAGGGCAUGCUACAGCAGCUGGUGGAGUUAUUGGGCCAGGUGCCCCGAAUCAUGCUCCUGAUCCUUAAAACAAAUGACCUCACCCGCAGCCUCGACGAGAAUCUCCGUACCCGACAAGGCCCCGUGCGAACCUUCCUCAUUCUUGCCCGUUACGCGACCCGCACUGUUUUCGAGGAACAGAUGGACAUCGUCCAUGAGAGUGGCGGGCUGCUGCGCCCAUCAAACUUCUGGCGUUUUCUCUGUGCCUGGACGAAGUUUCUUCGCGUUGAGCUGAAGCUCUCCGUGUAUGAAACCGUACUGUCGCUGAAGAGCCGCUUAGGACUAUUGUAG
Aspergillus puulaauensis is the source of this 1845-nucleotide messenger RNA. Its product is annotated as ABC1 kinase family protein. The transcript has 4 exons. Bases 1 to 1845 code for a protein of 614 amino acids. Gene Ontology annotation, cellular component: mitochondrial inner membrane. Lineage: Eukaryota; Fungi; Ascomycota; Eurotiomycetes; Eurotiales; Aspergillaceae. Gene Ontology annotation, biological process: lipid homeostasis; mitochondrion organization. The record is from RefSeq and is a predicted model, not a curated record.